Molecule: messenger RNA, 313 nt
Organism: Racocetra persica
Lineage: Eukaryota; Fungi; Glomeromycota; Glomeromycetes; Diversisporales; Gigasporaceae
Source: the annotation of a GenBank genome assembly
AUGUCUGAAAACAUUUUUUCAUAUAUGAGUAAACAAACAAAAAUUUUUGAUACCAGUAACGAGAAUAUCAAGGUAACAGUCGAAGGGAUAAAUGGUGAUAUCGCGAGGAUUUUUCUUGUAGAUAAAAAUGAUAAGCCGUAUGAGUCGACGGAUGUAGUUUUUAUGAAUGCGACGACUGGAGAAGAAUUACACCCCAUAAGUUUCAAGGAUGAAAAAAGCUAUUUUAUAACUUGGAUGUAUAACUAUAAGUUAUCCGUGGAUGAUAAGCAAAUUUUUAUGCUAAAACAACGAAAAGAGCAAAUCAGAGCGAUUG